Durio zibethinus is the source of this 4341-nucleotide messenger RNA. RefSeq names its product protein TOPLESS-RELATED PROTEIN 2-like. The record is from RefSeq and is a predicted model, not a curated record. Gene Ontology annotation, molecular function: protein binding. Lineage: Eukaryota; Viridiplantae; Streptophyta; Magnoliopsida; Malvales; Malvaceae. Gene Ontology annotation, biological process: regulation of DNA-templated transcription.
CUCCAAUGAAAAAAAUAAAAACACAACAAAAAUUUUGAAAAAGUAGAGAGAGAAAGAGAGUUAUUCAUGACUUUAGUAAAGGCAAAAUUGUACUAGAUAGGUUAAUUUUAGCAUAAUACAAUUAAAAAUAUUAGAAAAAAUUUGUAAAGCAACACAAUUUAAAACUAAUAAAAAUUAUAUAUAUUUUGUAUUUAAUAUAUUAAUAUAAAUUACACUUCUUUAGAGAGAGAGUUUUUGCGUUUAAGUGAGUGAGAGAAAAACAGAAAAGGAAAAGAAAAAGGAGAUCCAACAAAUACAAGACAUCAACAAAACCUUUCUCCUAAUCAUUCCAGGAAAAAAAAUUAUAAAGAUACAGAGAGAAAGAGAAUCAAAGCUGAGAUUUUUGUUUCCUCAGACGAUAGUUAAGGUUGUUGCAUCUUUUGUUUAAGGUGAAAGGAGAUUAGGGUUUAUGUGAAGGUGGAGUUUGCUUGAAAAAAGAGGUUUUGAAGGGUUGUUUUUGUUUGUUAUGGUUUUUAAGAAUUUGGAUUUUGUUUUUUUGGCCAGAAGGGGCUUUGGUGUAAUGAUUUGGGGCUUUGAAUAGUAUCAAGGUCGUUUGUUGGAAAAGUGAAAGUAAGUAUUUAAAUGAGAGAUUUUGAAGGUUAAUCUAAUUGUAGAAGGAAUUGAAGGAGAAGCAUUUUCUAGGUGUUUCUUUGAGUUUAUAUGAAUUGUUGGAUUUUGUUGGCGUUGUAAGGUUUUUGGGAGGAAGAUUUUGGGUUAGUUAUAGUGUAAAAGUUAAUUUCUUGCUUUACCAUUCGAUCUGUGAGCUGGAGCGACUAGGAGUACCCGGGACGAUGUCUUCCUUAAGUAGGGAGACGGUGUUUUUGAUCUUACAGUUCCUGAAUGAGGAAAAGUUCAAGGAAACUGUUCAUAAGUUAGAACAAGAGUCUGGUUUUUUCUUCAAUAUGAAAUAUUUUGAGGAUCAGGUCCAGGCUGGUGAAUGGGAUGAAGUCGAGCGUUAUCUAUGUGGGUUCACUAAGGUUGAAGAUAACCGUUACUCAAUGAAGAUUUUCUUUGAAAUUAGGAAGCAGAAGUAUUUGGAAGCUCUUGACAGGCAGGAUCGAGCAAAGGCUGUUGAAAUUCUUGUAAAGGAUCUGAAGCUUUUUGCAUUCUAUAAUGAAGAACUUUUCGAGGAGAUUACCCAGUUGCUCACUCUUGAUAACUUUAGGCAAAAUGAACAGCUUUCAAAAUAUGGAGACACGAAAUCUGCUCGAAAUAUCAUGCUUGUAGAGCUUAAGAGGCUGAUUGAAGUAAAUCCUUUAUUUCGCGAUAAGCUUGUGUUCCCAGCUUUUAAAAAUUCACGACUAAGGACCUUAAUAAACCAGGGUCUAAACUGGCAGCAUCAACUUUGCAAGAAUCCUCAUCCAAACCCUGACAUUAAAACUCUCUUUAUGGAUCAUUCUUGUUCUCCUACUACUAAUGGGGCUCCUCCUCCUCCUCCUACUAACAGUCCCCUUGUCGGACCAAUUCCCAAGCCUGGGGCAUUCCCUCCUAUUGGUGUCCAUGCUCCAUUUCAGCCUGUAGUUUCCCCGACUUCUGGUGCUUUAGUGGGUUGGAUGUCAAGUGGUAAUCCUUCUUUACCUCAUGCAGCAGCUAUGGCAGCAGGCCCCCCUCGUCUUGUCCAGCCUUCUAAUGCAGCUGCAUUCCUCAUGCAUCCAAGGACACCAUCAGGUCUGCCAGGGAUGGAUUAUCAGUCAGCUGAUUCAGAGCAUUUGAUGAAGUGCAUUCACAAUGGCCAAUCUGAUGAGGUAUAUUUUUCUGGUAUAGCACAUACUCCCAAUAUCUACUCACAAGACGACCUUCCAAAAACUGUUGUGCGGGCCCUUAAUCAAGGAUCUAUUGUCAUGAGCAUGGACUUUCAUCCUCAACAACAAACUAUUCUCCUAGUUGGCACGAAUGUUGGUGAUAUCAGCCUUUGGGAAGUAGGAUCUCGGGAAAGGUUGGCCCAUAAACUGUUCAAGGUUUGGGAUAUCUCAGCUGGUUCCAUGUCUUUUCAGACAGCGCAAUUGAAUGAUGCUGUGAUAUCAGUCAAUCGAUGUGUUUGGGCACCAGAUGGACAUAUGCUUGGUGUUGCAUUUUCGAAGCAUAUUGUCCAGAUAUAUCAUUACAAUCCAACUGGAGAAUUAAGACAGCAUUUGGAGAUUGAUGCCCAUGUUGGAGGUGUUAAUGACAUAGCGUUUGCUCAUCCCAACAAGCAAUUAUGUAUUGUUACAUGUGGCGAUGAUAAGCUGAUUAAGGUAUGGGACACUGUAGCUGGAUGUAUACAUUAUACAUUUGAAGGCCAUGAAGCUCCUGUAUAUUCUCUUUGCCAUUGUAAAGAAAAUAUUCAGUUUAUCUUUUCCACCGCCAUUGAUGGGAAGAUUAAAGCGUGGUUGUAUGAUUGCUUGGGAUCUAGAGUGGACUAUAAUGCUCCUGGACAUUGGUGCACGACAAUGGCAUAUAGUGCUGAUGGAACUAGGCUCUUCUCUUGUGGAACCAGUGAAGAUGGCGAAUCCUAUUUAAUUGAGUGGAGUGAGAGUGAGGUAGCUAUCAAAAGAGCAUAUUCUGGUUUUAGGAAGCGUUCUUUAGGUGUUGUCCAGUUUGACACAACCAGAAACAGGUUCUUAGCAGCUGGUGAUGAAUUCCAGAUUAAGUUCUGGGACAUGGAUAAUACUACCAUGUUGAUGGCCGUUGAUGCUGAUGGCGGGUUGCCUGCUAGUCCCAGACUAAGAUUCAACAAGGAAGGUUCAUUGUUGGCAGUUACAACUAGUGAUAAUGGUAUCAAAAUCUUGGCUAACAGUGAUGGUUCACGCCUGAUAAGGAUGUUGGAGAGCAGGGCUGCUGAUAAAAAUCGAGGUCCUUCUGAACCUGCCAACUCUAAGCCAUUGAAUAUUAAUGCUCUUGGUCCUGUGGGGAAUGCUGCCAUUGCUCCUGUGGGGAAUGCUGCCAUUGCUUCAGCCCUUGAACGCCCAGAUAGAGUCCCUCCUGCUGGUACCGUGGACAGCUGCAUGCUUGUUGAUGGUAAACCUCGGAUUUCAGAUGAUACAGACAAGAUCAAGGGCUGGAGAAUGCCUGACAUUAUAGAUCCAUUUUACCUGAAAAUCCUGCGAAUACCUGAUGCCAUAAUAUCAGGAAAAGUUGUGAGGCUGCUGUAUACUAACUCUGGUCUUGCUCUUUUGGCCCUCGCAUCAAAUGCUGUUCACAAGCUUUGGAAAUGGCCAUGUAGUGAUAGGAGUCCAUUAGGCAAGGCUACUGUAUAUGUUGCACCACAAUUAUGGCAGCCACCUAGUGGUACUCUGAUGACGAAUGAUAUAAGUGACACUAAACCUCCGGAAGAGUCUGCUGCAUGCAUUGCGUUAUCUAAAAAUGAUUCUCAUGUUAUGUCUGCAUCGGGAGGGAAGGUGUCCUUGUUCAACAUGAUGACAUUCAAGGUUAUGGCAACCUUUAUGUCCCCUCCUCCUGCGGCCACAUUCUUGGCAUUUCAUCCCCAAGAUAAUAAUAUUAUUGCUAUUGGCAUGGAAGAUUCCACAAUUCAAAUUUAUAAUGUCAGAGUUGAUGAGGUCAAAACCAAACUCAAGGGCCACAAGAAUUGGAUAACAGGACUUGCCUUUUCCCAAAGUUUAAAUUCUCUGGUGUCUUCAGGGGCUGAUGCACUGUUAUGUGUUUGGAGCAUUGAGGGAUGGGAGAAAAAGAAAUCGAGGUUCAUACAGGCACCAGCUGUAUGUCAAUCUCCACUAGCAGGAGAAACAAAAGUCCAGUUUCACAAUGACCAAACUCAUCUAUUGGUUGUUCAUGAAAGCCAAAUAGCCGUCUAUGACAGCGAGCUUGAAUGUUUGCGCUCUUGGUUUCCAAAAGAUCCACUCAGUGCUCCCAUUUCAAGUGCAAUAUAUUCCUGCGAUGGCUCACUGAUUUAUGCUGGUUUUUGUGAUGGUGCUAUUGGAGUUUUUGAUUCGGAUAACUUGAGGCUCAGAAGUCGAAUAGCGCCCUCUGCUUACAUACCUUCACUCUCUGACAGCAGCAACAGUGCAUAUGUGGUGGUCAUAGCUGCUCACCCAUCGGAGCCUAACCAGAUUGCGCUAGGCAUGAGCGAUGGAGCAGUAAAUGUGUUGGAACCCUCUGAUAUAGAAUUGGAAUGAGGUAAUACAACUACUCAAGAGAAUGGAUCCCUUCCUUCAAGUUCAUCGAAUCCAUCCUUAAGUGGUCAACCAACAGAGCUACCUUCAAGGUGAUAGAUAGUGGUGUAGAUAUUAAGUAUGGAGAGACGUAUACGAGUGGUAGUGAUUGGAUUUAACCUCUUUACUUUGAAAUCAAUUGCCUUAAAUCUCA